Clupea harengus (Atlantic herring) is the source of this 927-nucleotide messenger RNA. RefSeq names its product GTPase IMAP family member 9-like. The record is from RefSeq and is a predicted model, not a curated record. Lineage: Eukaryota; Metazoa; Chordata; Actinopteri; Clupeiformes; Clupeidae. The transcript is spliced from 4 exons. The coding region runs from base 1 to 927 and encodes 308 amino acids. Gene Ontology annotation, cellular component: autophagosome; cytosol; cytoplasm. Gene Ontology annotation, molecular function: protein serine/threonine kinase activity; ATP binding. Gene Ontology annotation, biological process: autophagosome assembly; peptidyl-serine phosphorylation; regulation of autophagy.
AUGAGGAUUGUACUGCUGGGAAGUAGAGAGAAUGGGAAGAGGUCAUCAGGAAACACCAUCCUGGGAAGAGAGGAGUUUGAUACCUCAGGACAAACAGCUGAGUGUGUGAAGAGAGAGGGAGAAACAGCAGGGAGACACAUCACUGUAGUGGAGGCACCCGGAUGGUUUCGCAAUUCUUCUGUAGAGAAUACUCCUGAAUGUGAUAAACAAGAGAUUGUCCUCAGUGUGUCUCUGUGUCCUCCAGGACCCCAUGCUGUACUGCUGGUCAUUGAUGCGAAAGAUUCAUUCACAGAGACACACAGAAGAGCAGCGCAGGAACACCUGGAGCUUCUGGGUGAGAGAGUCUGGAGUCACACUAUAGUGCUGUUCACCUGUGGAGACUGGCUGGGAAACACAACCAUUGAGCAGCACAUCGAGAGAGAAGGAAAAACUCUGCAGUGGGUUGUGGAGAAAUGUGGGAACAGGUAUCAUGUUGUAGAGAAUGGCAAGAGCGAUGGUGGCCAGGUGAAGGAGCUGCUGGAGAAGAUAGAAGAGAUGGUGGCAGGAAACAGUGGAGGGCACAUUACCGGCCUACCUGAUGACCCAAGGGGAGAUACUGGAUACUAUUCUGCUACAUCAGGACUUGAAUCUGAGCCCAUAAAGCCCUUUGAUCAGAUGAGCGCUGCUGCCUCGACUCAACGCUUUGAACAACAGAGGCUUCCCUUGAGACCAGCACAUAGAACCGCACCACGUGCUGAGGAGAACGUUGGAGAAGGCCUACCUGAUGAAUACUCAAGGGGAGAUCUUGGAUCUGACUCUGCUAAAUCAGGACUUGAAUCUGAGCUCAUGAAGUCUUUUAAGCAGCUGAGCGCUGCUGCCUCGACUCAACACUUUGCACAACAGAAGCUUCCCUUGAGCCCAUGUGCUGAGGAGGGCGUACAACCAUAG